AUGAAUGUUCCUGUAAAGCCAACCGACAACUGGUCAGGAGGAAUCGGCCGUCGUCUUUUGGUGGAAGCGAGCUUCGAAUCUUUUCACCCAACACUUUCACUCGAAAUGGAAGUAAGCUCAACAAUUGUGGAACAAGAGAGUCCUCGAAACCCACUUCGCUUCUAUGACUCAUGUCUGCGACUGAGUGCUUGGGCUUGUGCAGUGAGCUCUGUCGGUCGGCGUUGUCAACGCGAAAUUGGCACACAUUUCUCUCUCUAG
This is a messenger RNA of Protopolystoma xenopodis, 258 nucleotides long. The record is from the annotation of a GenBank genome assembly. NCBI's taxonomy places the organism in Eukaryota, Metazoa, Platyhelminthes, Monogenea, Polystomatidea, Polystomatidae.